Molecule: messenger RNA, 2589 nt
Organism: Cutaneotrichosporon cavernicola
Lineage: Eukaryota; Fungi; Basidiomycota; Tremellomycetes; Trichosporonales; Trichosporonaceae
Gene: VPS34
Exons: 11
Coding region: 1-2589 (862 amino acids)
Biological process (GO): autophagy of peroxisome; autophagosome assembly; phosphatidylinositol-mediated signaling
Cellular component (GO): cytoplasm; peroxisome; endosome
Molecular function (GO): 1-phosphatidylinositol-3-kinase activity
Source: RefSeq, a predicted model, not a curated record
AUGCAGGACCCAUCGAGGGACAAGGAUCUCUCAUUUGCAAAACUCAGCGACCUCGGCUUUCACAUCUCCAUCAAAAUCGUCUCGCUUGAAGGACGUGUACCAAAGCACUCGUUCACGGACGUGCUUGAGGACGAGGACCUGCGACACUCGGGGACGGAUAGGGACGGCCUCACAGACCUGUACGUCACCUGCCAAUUGUGGACCGACGGCAAGGCCAACUGCCUUCCUUUCCGCACAACAUGGAAGGACUUUGCGCGCUCGUACAGCUGGAAUCAGAGCAUUGUAUUGUUUAUCACGUAUCAGAGUCUCCAGCCGACGUCGCAGCUCACGUUCACAAUCUGGGACGUGCAGGGUGCGGGGAAGGCGGUUCCGGUCGGCGGGACCACGAUGAAGCUGUUCCGGCCCGACAGAACGCUUCGCCGCGGACAGCAGCGACUGUAUGUCCACCGUGGAGUAGAAGCAGAUCCCACGGCCGACUCAACGACGCCCAGCGAAAUGACGAGCGCGGAGGACGAGAUGGGUCGCCUCGAACGAUUAGUGAAGGACUACGAGCGUGGCGAUGUACCCAAGAUCGACUGGCUUGACCGCAUCGCGUUCCGCCAGAUCGAGCGUGCUCACGCCGCCGAGGCAAAGCAAUCCGAUAACCUGUACCUCUACAUCGACCUGCCGCGCUUCGACUUCCCCAUCGUCUACAGCGAACACGAGAGCCCCAUUCCAUAUCCUCCUGCCCCGGUGCCUCGCGAUCCGCAGACACAUCAGCACACGCCGGCGUUACCUCCAAACUCGCUGAGCAAUGACAAGCACUUGUGGAGGCUGUAUGAUCCCGACGCGUGGCGCGAGAACCCCGUCGAGAUCAAGCACCGAAAGUUGCUCCGUUCACAGCGUCUCGGCGACGAGGGACGAGACCUGAAGCCGGGACCGGCAGACCGCGACAGGUUAAACGAAAUCUUCUCUAUGCCACCCACCGCACAGCUGUCCGCCAACGACAAGGACCUACUGUGGAAGUUCCGCUUCUCAUUGUUCCGCUCGCCCCGGUCGCUCACCAAGUUCCUCAAGUGCGUUACAUGGUCGGAUCCCGUCGAAGCGAAACAGGCCACCGAGAAGCUUCUCCCAUUGUGGGGUCAGGAGGUGGGGAUGGAUGACGCGCUCGAACUACUGGGUCCUGGCUUCGCAGAUCGCCGGGUUCGCGCGUUCGCGGUCGAGAGGUUGAAGCGAGCGGACGACGAGGAGAUCAUGCUCUACCUCCUGCAGCUCGUUCAGGCCCUCAAGUUCGAGCACGAGCCGGCGCCGUCAAAACGCUCGCGUCGGCGAGACGAACCAUCAGCAACUAACGUGGGGGACAGCGGGCUCGCGCAGUUCCUGAUUGACCGUGCUGUUGCCAACCCCAUAUUUGCAACAAAGUUCCACUGGUAUCUCGGCAUUGAGUGUAACUUCCACACUCCAUUCGGAAAGAUGUUCACAGAAGUUGGGUUCCGAUUGCAAACAAAGUUGGGCGAGGGGCUGGCGCUGCAGGAUGUUCUCACACGGCAAGCGGCACUCGUCGAAGCACUCUCUGCACGCGCGAAGGAGAUCCGCGGCUCAAAGGACUCGCGCUCGCGCAAGAUCGAGAAGCUCAAGACGUACAUCGGCGACGCCCGGCAUGGCCUCUGUCCGCUUCCCACUGCGGUGCCGCUACCCCUCGAUCCUCGCGUGACAGCGUCGUCGAUCAACGCCGAGCGCUCGUCUGUGUUCAAGUCGAACCUGCUCCCAUUGCUUCUGUGGUUCGAGACGGUUGCGAACGACGACGAGCCAGACGCGGAGACGGUCUCGCCCGACUAUCCCCUCAUCUUCAAGAACGGCGACGACUUACGGCAAGACCAGCUCGUGAUCCAGCUCUUCAACCUCAUGGACCGCCUGCUGAGGAAGGAGAACCUCGAUCUCCGACUCAGCCCGUACUCAGUCCUCGCAACGUCGACGACUGAGGGCAUGAUCCAGUUCGUGCCAAGCAAGAGCCUGGCCGCGAUCAUGGCUGAGCACGGCAGUUUGCAGAACUAUCUGCGCGAGCACCACCCCGAUGUCGGUGCGUUAGGGUCGUACGGCAUCGAGGGCGGCGUCAUGGACACGUUUAUCAGGAGUUGCGCGGGCUACUCGGUGCUCACGUACAUUCUCGGCGUCGGCGACCGCCACCUUGACAACCUGAUGCUCGCGCCAGACGGCCAUUUCUUCCAUGUCGACUUUGGCUACAUCCUCGGCCGUGACCCGAAGCCCUAUCCCCCGCCAGUCAAGGUGUGUAAGGAGAUGGUUGACGCAAUGGGUGGGCAGCAAAGUGCGCACUACGCCCGUUUCCAGAGCCUGUGUUACACAGCGUUCGUGAAUCUGCGGAAGAACGCCAACCUCAUCUUGAAUCUGGUGGCGCUCAUGGUCGACGCGGGCAUCCAGGACAUCCAGCUUGAGCCUGACAAGGCCGUGUGGAAGGUGCAGGAAAAGUUCAUGCUCGAUCUCCCUGAGGAGGACGCGAUCAAGCAGUUCGAGGCGCUGCUGAGCGAGACGUCGUACCUCACCACCAUGUUUGACCGGUUCCACGACUGGGCGCAAUACUUGCGAGACUAG